This is a messenger RNA of Owenia fusiformis, 3493 nucleotides long. The record is from the annotation of a GenBank genome assembly. NCBI's taxonomy places the organism in Eukaryota, Metazoa, Annelida, Polychaeta, Sabellida, Oweniidae.
GUUGACAUCACAAAGAACUGUUUCAAGGCUCCAGAGUAUGAAAUUGAGUACUCCAAAUAUGCAUUUACUAUUUCGGACAAAUGUAACCAUGUGUUGAUAUGUAUUGGCGACAUGGACAAAAUGUACAGUGAUGUUACAGUGAGUGCAGAUAUCACCAACGAGCAAACAUCCCUCUGUGUUUUCCUUACACGGUUCAGGUUUGAUGAACAACAGAAUGUGAACAUCAAUAUUUUCGCAAAUAUCACAGAAAGCACUGUUGUAUAUGAUGACUGUAUAAUUGGCACAUUUGCUCCAUCGAUAAAAUACGCCCCAGGUUUUUAUGCUAAACGUCAUAAUGUUGUUGUUAAUGACACAAUCAUUAAAUCUCUCUCAUCUGAUGGAUUUAAAGGUAUUGACGAUAAACAUCUUGAGAAGGUGAAGAUUGUAGCAAGAAAUGAUGUCCCAUUUGAUGAUAUUCGUUUUAACUCCAAUGGUGCUCCAUUAGAGUGGUUUUCUAUAGAAACUAGUGCUAGUGAGUUUGCAAGUAACAUGCUGCUUCCUUUAACAAAACGGCUUGGACUCGGGUUUAAUAGUAUGACAUCAGUGCCAGAUGGCUUCAUAUCUAAUCAACCAGAAGUAGUAUAUUUGUAUCUAGAUAAUAAUAAUUUAACAACUCUGACUAGCAAUUUAUUUAAAGACCCAAGCAAAGCCACAGAACUUGAUCAAAUCUAUUUGAAUAAAAACCAGAUAUCUAACAUUGAUAAUAAUGCCUUUGAAGGUCUGGGUGAUGUUCUGAUACUAGACAUAUCCAUGAAUAAGCUUGCCAUUUUAAAAGAUGACGGUUUCCAAGGUCUCCAAAGACUUAGAGUAUUACGACUACACUUUAACAAGAUUUCUGAUCUUGAACCCAGUGCAUUCUCUGGCCUACAGGGUUUGAGAUCCCUUUUGUUGUACUUUAAUGAAUUAUCGAUUAUCAAGAAUGAAACUUUCAAGAGUCUUGGAGGUUUAACCCUUCUGGAUCUCAGCUACAAUAAACUAACAGUGCUUGAAGUAAGAGCAUUUUCUGGAUUGCAUAAGCUGGAGGAACUAGAUCUGAGGAACAACUUCCUGACAAAACUUCAAAACAAUGUUUUCGAUGACCUCAUAAGUGUCAAAACAGUCCAUCUCUAUAACAACAUGAUAAAAUCAAUUGAGGUUAAUGCAUUCUCCGGUCUGCGAAAUGUUUAUUUUCUAAGCUUGCGAAAUAACAUGAUUGAGAAAUUGGAAAAUGGCACAUUUACGCAACUUGAAAACCUAGGGACUCUCUUCUUAUCUUAUAACAAACUUACUGAGAUAUGUUCUGGUAUUCUAAAUGGUCCACUGAUGCUUAGUGAGCUUCAUUUAAACAACAAUAACUUAAAGGUACUGAAAAACAAAAUGUUUGAAAAUGUGAAGACUCUAGAGUACCUUGAUUUAAAUUACAACAAAAUAUCUCAUAUUGAAUCCAAAGUAUUCUUUGGUUUAGAGAAUAUGGUACAUUUGAACUUCAACAGUAAACUUAAAGAAAAUACCCCUGAUACAUUAGAACAACUCAUUAAAGCUCUUGUGCACCAGCCUUAUAUAAUGUUUAUGUCAUUAAGUGACAAUAAGAUAAAGGACCUGCCUGAUCAGACCUUUAAAUCUCUAACUAUGUUAGAUACAUUAAAUCUGACACAUAAUGACCUCGAGAAAAUAUCUUCAAGUGCGUUUGGCGCCCCUGAACAGCUUAGAGAGCUCAUGUUAUCAAGAAACAAAUUUAAAUCUGUCAAGAGAAACACUUUUAAUGACUUUACAGGUCUAUCACAUCUUUACCUUGACUUUAACAAAAUUAAAUUUUGCCAGAAGAAUGCAUUUAAGGGAGCAAACAGUUUAGAGACGUUGUACCUUGAUAAUAAUGUGAUUAAAGAAAUAAACAACCCUGAUAUUUGGACAGACCUUGAAUCUCUUAAAACACUUCACCUCAACAAUAACCAAAUCAAGGUGUUGCAAGAUAAAGCAUUUGUUAGACUAAAAUCCAUUGAACAGCUUAGGUUAGACUUUAACCUUAUUUCUGACAUCAGUCCCUUGGCAUUUAAAGGGUUAAACACACUUGCGAAUUUAAAUUUAUCCAAUAACAAGAUCGAGUCCAUCGAAAGUGAUGUUUUUGAACACAUCACUGGUUUAAAACAUCUUGAUCUGUCAUAUAACUUGAUCAAGAGCGUAGGUGCCAAAACAUUCACUCCACUGCGGUCGAUCCAAGAAUUGCUCCUCUCAAAUAACAAAAUUGAAUCUUUCAACUCCAACGCCCUUGUUCAUAUGAGUGCUUUGAAUAAAGUUCAUUUAGAGAAUAACAACCUGAAAAGUGUUCCAAAGUUGAAUUUAACAGACGAGAGACAGAUCAAAUUGUACCUAACAGGGAAUGGUAUCACCUACCUCCCUUUAAAUACCAACCAGAAGUUUGUGUAUGUUGAAUAUGAAAAGAAAGUGGCAAAUUGUUCGUGUGAGCAACUCAAUAAGGUGUUCAACACAUAUGAAUCCCAUUUCUUCCCAGUGCAAUGUCUCAAUACUGGUAUGACUCUUCAAUGGUAUGACUACCCUUGGGAAGACCAACUAUGUCAAAAUGUUGACAAUACGGUGCUGAGGCCUAACAAUUAGUCAAAGAUGUGAGUUUGAGCAGCCCCAGACUUUCAAAUGCUAUUGUAUGCAUCUAAAAAAUGCAUUUUUAUUGUAUUUACACUAGAUUUCGUAUUCAAUAGUGCUCCAAGUAGUGAUCUGAAUUCUAGCCUCGAGAACAUCCAUUUCAACUUGGAUAUUUUGGGGCAAAUACCUACAAGUGAUACUGAAAACUUUAUAUAAGUCAUAUUGUCACAUAUAGAUAAAAACGCCAAUCUAUUUUUUGCAGUAGCUUGCAAACUAACUAUUUACUAUUCAUUUCAUAAAUUGCUAUAUGAUAGUGACUUUGUUCUGAAUAUAAGAAGAAAUGCAUACACAGUCGACCAUGUUGCCUUUUAUAGAAAUUUCUAUUCAGACCGUGACCUUGUUCUGAAUACUAGUUUGCAGACCUAAUAUGUCUUAGCCCAUAUUAGUAAGAACAUGUUUAUACAGAUUACCAUGUUGCCCUGUAUAGAAAUUUCUAGAGAGAAACACAUAUUGUUCUAAACAAGAAAUUAUGCAUCUUAUAAAGGGUGACCAAAAACAGUAGAACCAAUUUCUUUAUUGAAAGACUUGUUGGUUCUGUUUUAGGUCACCCUGUAUGUGUUACAAGCCAAUAUUGGAAUUUCUUUAUAAAAGCCAAAAAUUGAAUUUCAUAAUAUAAUUCUAUAUAGAAAUGGCUGUUAUUCUCGUAUAAUACUUUAUAAAAAGCAUUUAGGUAAAUGAACCUUAAUUCAAAAUCAUAUAAGAACAGAAUGUGUUUUGUUGGCAGAUCUAUAUCUGAUCAAAAUCUAGAUAUUUUUGUAAAUAUUAAGCUUUUAUUAAUAAAUAAAUUUAUGUGGAUUUACAGAUGACUUCUCUAUUU